ACGGUGUCCAAGAAGUCGUUCAGGACGGACGCAGACAAUAAGCAGCAGCGCCGAUACUGUCCGGCACAACUUAUUAAUGCUGUCCCCUCUGUUUGCGCACAAAGAGGAAAGCUGAAAUUAUACCAUGGACGAUUUGGGAGUGCCUGAGCCACCUAACUACCCUCUCAGUCCUCGUAUUGUUGUGUUUGAUGCUCUCCUUGCCGAUUUGGAGAACACUGGCUCUCCUCUAGCUCGGUGUCCUGUCCUUCUCACCUCUGACCCCCCACAGAAUGCUGAUUCUCCCGCCCCGGACCCCUCCCAGGCCCGGCCGCCGCCACCCGCUUACACUCCACAGCAGACUGUUUCUUCAGCAAUGAAGACCUCUCAGAACUCCAACCCAGACAAAUUAUACAGCACAGUGUGCAAACCGCGCUCUCCCCGCACAGCAGAUCCUCCUCCGGCCUUCUCCUCUUCCUCGCUGCUGGGAGGAGGUCUGAGUGAACUGGACCAUCUGUUACAGGAGCUGAAUGCUACCCAGUUCAACAUCACAGAUGAGAUCCUGGCCCAGUUCCCCUCUUCUAAGAAAGAUGAGAGAGACAAGAUCAAGGAUAAGGCCACAACAUCCUCCUCCAACUCUGCGAAGCCUUCAGCGACAUCAGCCACACUGGAAUUAGACAAACUGAUGGCCUCUCUGUCUGACUUCAGAGUCCAGAGCACACCAGCUGCACCUGUCAAUCCAGUGGUAACAGCACCACAGCAGCAACAGCAGCAGCAGCCACAGCAGCCACAGCAGCAGCCGCAGCCGCAGCCCAUCCCCCCCCCACAACCCUCAUCCGGCGGCUCAUUGGACAGCAUGCUGGGGCUCCUCCAAUCAGACCUGACCAGACAAGGGGUUCAGACAUCCUCUAAGGGAAACUGUUCAGCCUGUCAGAAGCCAGUUGUAGGACAGGUGGUGACGGCUCUGGGGAAGGUGUGGCACCCAGAACACUUUGUGUGCACUGAGUGUGAGGCAGAGUUGGGCAGUCGCAACUUCUUUGAGAAGGAUGGACGGCCAUACUGCGAGUCAGACUACUUCACCCUUUUCUCCCCUCACUGUGCACACUGCAACAAGCCCAUAUUAAACAAAAUGGUCACUGCUCUGGAUAAGAACUGGCACCCAGAAUGUUUCUGCUGCGUUAAGUGCAGCCGGGCAUUUGGAGAGGAAGGUUUCCACGACCGUGAGGGCCAACAAUACUGCCAGCAGUGCUUCUUGACUCUGUUCGCCUCCCGCUGUCAAGGCUGCAGCCAGCCCAUUCUGGAAAACUACAUCUCAGCUCUCAACUCUCUCUGGCACCCGCAGUGCUUCGUAUGUAGGGAGUGCUACAGUCCUUUCGUCAACGGCAGCUUCUUCGAACACGAGGGUCAGCCGCUGUGUGAGGCCCACUACCACCAGUCCCGCGGCAGCGUGUGUCAGGCCUGCCAACAACCGAUCCUGGGCCGCUGCGUCACUGCCAUGGGGGCCAAAUUCCACCCACACCACCUUGUGUGUCACUUCUGUCUGAAGCCUCUGAGCAAAGGCUGCUUCAAGGAGCAAGAGAACAAGCCGUACUGCCACCCCUGCUUCAUCAAACUGUUCGGUUGAGGACACAGCAGGACUUUACCGCGCCCUUUCCCAUCCUCCUUUGGGUCACCAAAUGAAGAAGCUGUAUGACUCUGAGUUCUCAAUUUGUGAUUUUUUUAUGCUGGGAAUGAGGGUGGAGCUGGUCUCUUUCAUUAAGAAUUUUAGAGGGAGGGGAACAAUUAGAGAAUCAUCCAACCCUAUUAAUUUCUCUUUAUUUUACAAAAAAAUGGACUGCACUUAGACCGGCAGUGUGAAAUAUGACUCUAGUAUUAGUUAGACUCAAAAAUGAUGCCAAAUGAUUUUGUCAUGUAUGUAAGUCUUUUACAUGCUGUGUUGAUUCAAAUUGAAUAUUGAAAAUUGAAUUCUUUUGCCAAAGGUAGAAAAGAAACAGUAUACUGAGAGCAUUUAUUGUUUCAGUGAAGGAAGGAAAUCCCCUUUAAUAUAUUUGCUUCAUUUUGCAAAAUGUAUAAGUGUCACUGCAAUUGCCUUUAUAUAUUGUAUGCUGCCUGCUAUAUAUGAUUUGUGUAACAAACUGGUAUCAUAUGUUUAAUAUCAGACAUUUUGUAUUAUUCUUUCACUAUUGCUCUAUGCAAUAUGCCAAAAACUGU
Scomber scombrus (Atlantic mackerel) is the source of this 2187-nucleotide messenger RNA. RefSeq names its product transforming growth factor beta-1-induced transcript 1 protein-like. The record is from RefSeq and is a predicted model, not a curated record. Gene Ontology annotation, cellular component: adherens junction; filamentous actin; Z disc. Gene Ontology annotation, molecular function: muscle alpha-actinin binding; actin binding. Bases 125 to 1600 code for a protein of 491 amino acids. The transcript is spliced from 12 exons. Gene Ontology annotation, biological process: muscle structure development; actin cytoskeleton organization. NCBI's taxonomy places the organism in Eukaryota, Metazoa, Chordata, Actinopteri, Scombriformes, Scombridae.